Molecule: messenger RNA, 2526 nt
Organism: Physcomitrium patens
Lineage: Eukaryota; Viridiplantae; Streptophyta; Bryopsida; Funariales; Funariaceae
Molecular function (GO): protein binding
Source: RefSeq, a predicted model, not a curated record
ACGGAGCUGGAAUUAAAUGCACACACUCCGCCUUGUUUUAUAUACAAUAAUCUCGCUGGGACUGCAGUGGAAGGCGAGAUUGAGCCGACCACUGGCAGGUGUAGUCCAUUCACAACGUUUGUAAGUUCAUUUUCGCUUUGCUCCGUUAACAAUGAGAAGCCGCAAGGUGGUGGUGGUGUUGGUGAUGGUGAUUACUACUUUCACCGCGGUUUUCGACGUCGAGAUUUACGUUGACGCCGUAUCGGUCUCGGUUGAAGUAACAACAACUUCACCGGUUUAGACAUCGUGCACAGACUUAAGCGAAACCAUGGAAGGAGUACAAGAGCAGGAUUCGGGACAAUAUCUUUUUUUUUUCACUUCCCACCAGCAUUUGAGCUUCCUCUCUAUCCUCAUUUAUGAUGGCCACAGAUAUUCAGCCCCGAGUUGAUCGGCGACCCCGCCCCACUGCAUCUAAGACAACACCAAUCCUGUUUUUUUAUUUAUUUCUAUCUUCAAGGGGCGGGGAAGACUGCUGCCCGGCGAGUCCCCCCAGAUAGUCAAACUAGCAUCCCAUGUCACACCUCGCCGUCAUCUGGCUCUACCCACUUUCCUCUACAGUUUCUGGCUGCUCAUGACUGCCAUUGUUUCCAUGAAGGAUUUUCAACCAAUUCUAGCUUAGUUAGUUUGUUUGUUUCUCAAGUCUCGUCGGAGAGUUUCUUCUCCGCUGUCGGGGAUAUGAAGAGUUGGUGAGAAGUUGGUGUUCAUUAGAGGUUGUUGUCUUGCAGAUUUCUGUCUAGGUGGCUCACAGGUUUCAGCUAGACGUUGUUGUAGUAGAGGGGAGGGAUUUUCUCGUAGUUAGUCGGACCGAAAUUGCAGUUGGCAGGAUUGGGAUCGGCACAGUGGGGGAGUUUGUCACACUGUUUUGAGAGGACAGCGGAUGGCUGUAGCAAUGGAGAUGGCAUGGAGAGGUGCAGAGUUGGGCAGUAGCCCGGUGUUGUUGAGCAAGAAGCACGCGUGGGGCGCGGAUACAGAGAGAUUGAUGCAACUGAUGAUGGGCCAGUCUGGUUGUGCCUCGGCCACGACGUCUGAAUCGAAGCGGUCGGAAGUGACGCUGGACUUGCUCGUCACUGACGCCGCGUUUCCAUCUUCGCCUUCAUCUCUUGGGGCGGGAUCGAAGUGCAACUUCUUCUCGCCUGAGUUUCUGGAACUCGACCCCGAUCACCCUCUCCCCUCUGGCUGGGAGAAGUGCCUCGACCUGAAGACAGGAGAGCUUUACCUUGUGAACAAGAGCACGGGCACGAGAACAAACGAGGAUCCACGAAAGCACCAACAGCAAGCGGCCUUGGCUGUCGAUACAUCUGUACCAUCACCUCUGGCGCACGAGUUUCUCAGCAGCAAGAAAUCGGAAAUUCUCCGAGAAGAGCGUAUGAGAGCUUCUACAUCACCGGAGUCCUCGGGAGAUGCUCGUAACAGACAACCCUCGCAAUUGCUCGCAUUCUCCGCUGGUAAGCAGCGGUGGAACAUGCAGCCCGACUGCUAUAGCACAGUCAGUCUCAACAAGAUGGGCGGCAGUCCCAGAGCGGUACCUUUCCCUGAUUCUUCCGACGAGGAGGAAUCCAAGCUGGAGCUGAACUUGAACCUCUCUGCUGUCUGCAACUCUCCCUCACGUCCGCACGACCUGAAAUUUAGCGUUUGUACCGUGGAAAUGGUGGAGAGGGCUCUGAAGAGGACAGAGAAGGCCCUGGGGAAACGAGAGAUGACGACGGUUGUCUUCGAUCCAAAGCACAUGGGAUCCUCCUCCUCCACCUCCUCUCUUACCUCGGUUCGCUCGGAUCCUUCCUGGUCUUACUCCCCUUCCACCAGCAGCGCAAGCUCAACAUACUCUAGAUCUCUCGGCACUCGCGCCACGUCAACUCAAAUGGAGACAUCUCACGCCUUUGUGUCAGAUCUAGAGGCUUGUGAAGCGGAGAGUAGCAAAGAUGCGACGUUUGGGACUGGCUCUCUUGUAAUGGGUGCAUGUACGCGGUGCAUCAUGUACGUGAUGCUGAACAAGAGCGACCCCAAGUGUCCGCGGUGCGAGAGCAAGGUGCCGCUGGAUUUCAGCUCUCCGUCACCGAAAAGACAACGACUAGACACGAUGCAAAUAUGAAGCAGUUGAACCAAAGCAGGACUAUCAUCGACGACGUACACCAAGGGGAAACACGCUUCAGUCCUUAUGAGAAGCGAUCGAUAGCACCUAUAAUGACAUGAGCAUGCGAUACCUCAUCGCUGCGCGAGGAAGUUCGAAGUGGGAAAUCGAUCCGUUUCCUUUUGUACAUUGUAAAUUUGUAGCUAGUAAGGUAGACGGAUUUCUGGCGCUGCCACUCCCAUGGCAGCGACAGGAACUUGUACCAUUGCACCACGGAUGAAACAACAACGUCCAGCCAAAAUCUUCACACAGAAUCACGUAGUGGCAGAGAGGAGAGUGUACUGUUUUCAAAGACGAGUUUUGUGGGUCCCUUCACUUCGAAUCGAUGCAUGAAUUAGCUUCUCUUUUUCACCAUGCAA